AAUAAAUACAAUCUUUACAGCAACAACAACAACAAAUACAACAAUUACAACAACAACAAAUACAACACCUACAACAACAACAAGUACAACACCUACAACAACAACAAAUACAGCACCUACAACAACGAUCCUAUCAACAAUAACAACUGCCUGA
This is a messenger RNA of Entrophospora sp. SA101, 154 nucleotides long. NCBI's taxonomy places the organism in Eukaryota, Fungi, Glomeromycota, Glomeromycetes, Entrophosporales, Entrophosporaceae. The record is from the annotation of a GenBank genome assembly.